This is a messenger RNA of Saccharomycodes ludwigii, 1677 nucleotides long. Its product is annotated as MFS transporter. The record is from RefSeq and is a predicted model, not a curated record. NCBI's taxonomy places the organism in Eukaryota, Fungi, Ascomycota, Saccharomycetes, Saccharomycodales, Saccharomycodaceae. Gene Ontology annotation, cellular component: membrane. Gene Ontology annotation, biological process: transmembrane transport. Gene Ontology annotation, molecular function: transmembrane transporter activity. The transcript has a single exon. The coding region runs from base 1 to 1677 and encodes 558 amino acids.
AUGGAAAAUCGUGACAAUAAUAACGUUGCUUCCAUUGUUGAUAGUGUUAGCAGCAGAAGUACAUAUAGUACAAGUAAUAGCACUGAAGAAUAUAAUGAUGUCAAUAUCACCAAGGAGGAUCAGCCGGCUCAAGACAGUAACUUUGAAUAUGCGGCUUCAACAAUUACAAAUCCCAGGGAACAUUAUUUCCAAGGGAGCGCACUAAAAGAAUAUCUAUUUAUCAUGACAGCAAUGUUAACACAGGUUUUGAAUCAAAGUGGUACUACUCAGACAUUAACUUUAUUUAAUGUCUUGAGUAAAAGUUUUAACAGUAGUACUCAACAAUCAAGUUGGCUUAUGGCUUCGUUUCCAUUGGUGUCAGGGUCCUUUAUUUUGAUCAGUGGCCAAUUAGGUGAUAUAUAUGGCCUAAAAAAAGUCCUAAUGUUUGGAUACGUCAUGAUUUGUAUAUGGGCCCUUAUCGCCGGCCUUUCGAUGUAUGCUCAUAAUUCAGAGUUUUUCAUUGUUUGUAGAGCUUUUCAAGGUUUUGGCAUUGCAUUUAUUUUACCUAACGUUAUGGGAAUAGUUGGCAAUAUAUAUUUACCAGGUACUCAAAAGAAAAACAUGGUUAUUAGUUUAAUUGGAGCAUGUGCUCCUAUAGGUGCUACUUGUGGUACGUUUUGGUCAGGCUUGAUAGCCCAUUAUAGUUCCAAUUGGGCCUGGACAUUUUAUGCAUAUUCUAUAUUAAGCUUUCUAUGUUUAAUUGCCGUUAUAUUUUGUGUUCCAUCAAAUAUACCUAAAAACACUAGAAAUAUUAAGAUGGACUGGAUAGGUAGUUUUAUUGGUGUUGUUGGAUUAAUUUUAUUCAAUUUUGUUUGGAAUCAAGCUCCAAUAGUUGGUUGGAAUCAAGCAUAUUGUAUUGCUUUACUUAUUAUAGGAUUUGUAUUCAUAAUAUUGUUUUUUAUUUAUGAAUUAAAAUUUGCCCAAUACCCCUUGAUACCUAAAGCUAUAUUUCAUAAUCACAGGCUUCUGUUAAUUUUGACGGCUGUAUUUUUGGGUUGGGGUUCAUUUAGUAAUUGGAUGUUCUACUAUGUUAAUAUUUUGUUAAAUUUAAGACACUAUUCUACUUUAUGGACGGGUGGUACAUACUUUGUAUUUUUCAUAUUUGGUUUUAGUGCUGCUUUAAUUGUUGGAUUUACCAUCAAAAGAAUAAAUCCUUCAAUAUUAUUAUUUUUUUCCAUGUGUGCUUUUACUACCGGUUCAGCAAUGUUGUCGGUUGUUCCAGUUCAUCAAAACUUUUUCAGAAUGACUUUUGGAAUGAUGAUAAUUUUAAGUUUUGGUAUGGAUUUUUCUUUUCCAUCCUCUUCCAUUGUAUUAAGUGAUGAAUUACCAAGAGCAAAUCAAGGGAUGGCCGGCUCCUUAGUUAAUACAAUGAUCAAUUAUGGGAUGUCAUUGUUUCUUGGCUUUGGUACUACGGUUGAAGCAGAAGUUAGAAAAAAACACCCAGAUGAUGUAUUACUUGGCUAUAGAGCUGCUUUAUAUUUUAGCACUGGACUAGCUGGAUUGGGUAUUUGUGUUGCUGCGGUUUAUAUGAUUGAACAUUUAUUGUUUGCAAGACUGAAAACAAAUACAGAUAAAGACAAUGGCGAAAACAACAAUUUUGGCAUGUUGGAAGCAGACAAGAAUGAAAUAUCAAAUUAA